Blepharisma stoltei is the source of this 1038-nucleotide messenger RNA. The record is from the annotation of a GenBank genome assembly. NCBI's taxonomy places the organism in Eukaryota, Ciliophora, Heterotrichea, Heterotrichida, Blepharismidae.
AUGGGAAACUGCACUGCUUUUCUUUUCAAUUGUGAUUCCAAGCCUGAAGAAGAACCUGGACAAGUUUCAGCACGAAACAUAUCAGAGCCAGCAGUAGACGAAAUCGAAAUAAAUGUUACAGAAAAACCCAUCCUUCACGCUGAGCCUCGUCCUGUACAAAAUUCCGAGCCUCCUCCUGUAAAAAAUUCCUCUCCAGUCCUCAAAGCAGCAGCCCGAGGCUACCUUGCUAGAAAAGAGCUCAAUUCUCUUAAACCAAAAAUGAAUGAUGACCCUGGAGUUUUAAAAAUCCGCGGAGCUAUCAUUCUUCCAAUAGAAGAAGAUGGCGUUGAAUGAGUUGAUGAAAUCUCAAUUGAAGACUCCAAAUAUACAGGCCAGAUGAAAGAUGGGAAGCGUCAUGGACUCGGUACACAAAUAAGCUCUGACCAAACUAAAUAUGAAGGCCAAUGAUAUAAUGAUAAAGCCCAUGGGCUUGGAAGACUUAUACAUAUAGAACAAGACGUAUAUGAAGGCGAAUGAAAAGAUGAUAAAAUCAAUGGAUUUGGGGAGUAUACUAAUAAGAAUGGCGCAAAAUAUGUUGGGGAAUGAAAAGAUGACAAACAAGAUGGGAAUGGAACUGAAAUGUGGCCUGAUGGGGCAAGAUAUGAAGGACAUUAUAGCAAUGGGAAGAAAAAUGGCAAGGGAAAGCUCAAUUUUGCAGAUGGGGCAUGGUAUGAAGGAAAUUUUAAAAAUAAUGAAAUUUCGGGGUUAGGGAGAUAUCAUUGGCCUGACCAAAGAGUAUAUGAAGGACAGUGGGAAGCUAAUAAAAUGCAUGGAAAAGGAGAACUACGAUGGCCAGAUGGAAGAAAAUAUGUAGGGAGUUAUGUAAAUGAUAAAAAAGAAGGCUUCGGAGCCUUUUAUUGGCCUGACGGUAGAGUAUACUCGGGUCAAUGGAAAGCAGGAAAGCAGCACGGACAAGGCGAAGUAGGACAUGUAAAUGGACCUAAAAGAAAAGGCGAGUUUAAAGACGGGCAACGAAUUAAAUGGACUGAAAUGAAAUAA